GCAAGCAUUCAACGCGAACGGGUACCGCCCAACCAUCGUCUGUAAGAUGGGUGGGGCCAAGAGUGGGGAACACACACGGCUCACCUCUCAGGAGGCGAUGGGGGCCACUGGGCCGAUGGCAGACCCCCAAGUGUAAACCAAAGUCACCCGAGCAUUCCCACGCUGCCCGCGUGACUUCUCCACCUAACGUCAGUGCCGUUUCCGCUAUUCUCCCCAACGACAAGCCCAAUUGUAUAAAGAGGAUACGAAAGGUUAAUGCAUGGAGGGGGGAAAAAGGGAUCCUUUUCACUGCCAUUGCGAUCAAAACCAGUAGGCCGAAGAGGAACGCAUCGGCGACAAGUUCCCACGAGGCGCCCCUCCUCGCACCACUUUCCCGUUCUACUGAGCCCUAGCACCGAUCCAUCUCUUCCCAUAUGGCCGAAGCGCCGACGCCUCCACCGCCGCCGGUGAUCGGGAAGGCUGGGAGCUUCACUGUCUUCAUCACCCCGCCGUCGACCCCGACGGCGUCUGAGGGCCCGAGAUCCCGCAUUGCGAGCCCUGCGCCGGCAUUGAGCUCCAGCAGCCCCGGAAAGGAGGCUCCUUUCCCGGUGAAGGCUCCCCUUUCGCCGCCCCGUCUCGUUGCCGCCCCGCCGCCGGUUCAGGUUCCGCCGCAGCAGUUCGAAAAGCCGGCCGUCAAGUCUGCUGGAUCCGCGUUCGGGUUCCUUUGGGACGCCGUCGUCAAAGUCCAAGAUGCGCAUUUAAGUUUGGAUGAAUACUUGGCGGAUUGGUUCGGGUUGAACCAGUCGAAGUACCAGUGGGCUUUGAAUGAUUACUAUGAGAGCAGUGGAAAGGAAAAGGAAACUGGCAAAGUUAGUAAAAUAAAAGAUCUCGCUGAUAAAGGGCAAGCCAUUUGAUAAGUUACUAGGGAGAUCCAAAACUUAAAAAACCUCCGGUGAAGUUCAUAUUUAUAAUUGCAUAUCGAUGCUCCAAAGCGUUCUCCAUGAAUUACCAACAAAUGAUUCUACGACGGCUACCAUGCCAUCAUGCUGAUCACAUUUGGUGCAUUAAGGAGGCUGGAAUCUGUGAUUAAUGUUUCACCAUGUUAGCAUUUUAAUAUGGCCAAUUGCUAGACAUCAUCCAUCCGAAACCAAUCAGAGUGAUUUCUAUGUUCCUUUUGUAUGACAUUUAGAGCUCUAUUCUAUUAGUUUAUAAAAUGUUUGCAUUAAAACUUCAAGUCCCUCGUGCCGGUUUUCUCAAGCAGCAACACAUGAGAGCUGUAAACAUCAUACGUCUAUGUUGUUGGAGAAGGCAUCCACAUCUAUUCGAGUUCUCUUCCUGUCUGCUGCUCGGUAGCUUCGGACCAGAAAAAAAGAAUAAAUUGGUGAAAUUUUGAUUGAUUCUCAGGUGACUUCAUUUUAGUUUGGGGAUAUGUAAAAAGAUUUCUCUUAAAAAUAUAAAUAAAGAUUUAGAUGCUUUUGAUAAUU
Musa acuminata AAA Group (dessert banana) is the source of this 1463-nucleotide messenger RNA. RefSeq names its product lysine-rich arabinogalactan protein 19-like. Lineage: Eukaryota; Viridiplantae; Streptophyta; Magnoliopsida; Zingiberales; Musaceae. The record is from RefSeq and is a predicted model, not a curated record. The coding region runs from base 414 to 893 and encodes 159 amino acids. The transcript has 4 exons.